AUCAUGUGAAAGAAACACACACGAGUUACACAACACACACGGGUCGCUCAAUAGAGAAGUAUGAUGUUGCUGAUUUGAUUACCCGGUUUAUGAUCUUCACAACAUGGCUUUGCCCAGAGUGACGGAUGUGAUUGCUGACCUCCCGGUUGGUGUGAAGGCUGUGGGCGGGGCAGUGAUCACAGGGGCAGUGUUAGCAACCGUUUGGAGGGGUCUCAAGACACGUACAACAAAAAGGAAGGUAUACCCCCGAGACACCAUCGUUAUCCAUCAAAUGGGCCGUGGUCCGCACGUACCCAGUCUAACGCCUUUUGCGAUUAAAUUAGAGACGUAUUUCCGGAUGGAGGGUAUUCCCUACGAGGUAGAACAUAGCUGGUACAGACGAAGUAAGAAAACAGGGAAAAUUCCAUUUUUGGAGUACAAUGGAGAGGAGAUUCCAGAUAGCGAGUUUAUCCUGGAGUUUCUUAGUAAGGAGAAGAACUUGGACCUGAACAGAGGACUUACAGAAGAACAAAUCGGAGUCGGAAGGGCCUUACAGAAAAUGGCCGAGGAGAAUACGUACUGGUGUUUUGUGGUAGAUCGUUGGGUCCUUGACGAGUCCAGUGCAAUCUACAGGCAUUUUGACCUCAAUCGGAUUGUCAUCUAUUUACUGAAAAAAAGCCAACGGAAGAGAAUGUGGAAUCAUGGGAUAGGACGAUAUUCACCGGAUCAAAUACGUCACAUUAUGUCGGAAGAUCUCAAGGCUCUCUCCUCCUAUCUUGGACCGAAGAAGUUUUUGUUCGGUGACAAAGCGAGCAAAUUUGACUGCGCUAUCUUUGGAAUCCUCGCAGAGAUCAGAUGGGCAUCAUUUGGAGGAUUUGGAUCUUCCGUCAUCAAGGAGUAUCCUAACCUAUGUGACUACUGUGAGCGGAUGAAGGAAACGUUCUGGCCAGACUGGGACGAGGUUAUACAGAAAGAUUAUACCAGAUAGUCGAAAUAGCCUUACUGCCGCAAAACUGGCCGAAUAUCAUAUAAUACCUUAAUGUUUUGUUGAGAGUCUAUUUUUUUAGUUAAGAUCUUACUUUGUAUGCUGCAAUAAAGCGAGGUAGCAUAUGUAUACCAACUUCAUUACAAGCAAUCUGUAAAAUCAAACCAUCAGUCCUGUUACUCUGGACAAAUCGACAGGGACACUAUGUCAUCAAGAUAUGAUAUCGAUUGUAUUUCCUGAUGUUAUGUGUUCUUUAUGUAUUGUAAAAUGAGUUGUUUAUUAGUGAUACAUUUCUGACAUUGAUAAUAAAAUAAGAGGGAUAUGAUUGGUAAAAGCAUUGGCUGGCUUUAUGUAGAAUGAAACAAGAAAUACCUCAUUAUACGUAUAUUUGUACGGGUACUAUAUCGUAUUACACAGUUCGUACUGAUUAAAUCAUGUUAAGAUAUAAUGUAUGCUUGCAUAAUGGAAAUCAUACCUCAAAGUGCUGUUAAUAAUUUCGAAGUCAUUAUAUUUUUUGUUAAAUUAACAUCAGGAAACGAUCUCUAAACUACGUGUACCUGAGUACUCUUUCAGUUUGUUAUUAUAACACUCACUUUAUUAUAUCCGAUGUUUAAGUGAAUUUGUUUUGCAUAUUUAGGUAUAGAAGUCAGUACUUUAAAACAUGUCAAGCGAAACAAGGAAACUAUUUAUGAUUUAUGAUUUUGCUAUAAAUCUACGAAACAGUUUUAAAAAUUAUCGUUAAUUGUUUGGGGUUAAACAAAAUCAAGCUAAUGACCCAUUUGAUGCCAUUUUGUAUGUUAGUAUCACAUGUUUCACCAAAUGAAUACAGAUUUGCGUUUAAA
Messenger RNA from Pecten maximus, 1806 nucleotides. Its product is annotated as failed axon connections homolog. The record is from RefSeq and is a predicted model, not a curated record. Lineage: Eukaryota; Metazoa; Mollusca; Bivalvia; Pectinida; Pectinidae. Gene Ontology annotation, cellular component: cytoplasm. The transcript is spliced from 8 exons. Bases 104 to 967 code for a protein of 287 amino acids.